Messenger RNA from Yamadazyma tenuis ATCC 10573, 2274 nucleotides. It is a transcript of the gene APE2, whose product is annotated as metallo-aminopeptidase. The record is from RefSeq and is a predicted model, not a curated record. Gene Ontology annotation, biological process: proteolysis; peptide catabolic process. Gene Ontology annotation, molecular function: zinc ion binding; peptide binding; metalloaminopeptidase activity. Gene Ontology annotation, cellular component: cytoplasm. NCBI's taxonomy places the organism in Eukaryota, Fungi, Ascomycota, Pichiomycetes, Serinales, Debaryomycetaceae.
AUGGCCGGGUUCUACAGAUCCAGUUAUGUUGAGGAUGGUGAAACCAAGUACUUGGCCACCACUCAAUUCGAGCCAAUUGAUUGUAGAAGAGCUUUUCCUUCUUUUGACGAACCUGCUUUGAAAGCCACUUUUGACAUCUCGUUAAUUGCUAAAAAGUCCUUGACAUGCUUGUCGAACAUGGACGUUAAAGACACCAUUUUAUUGGGCGAUGACAAGAAGAAGGUGGUGUUCAACACCACUCCAGUCAUGUCCACGUACUUGGUGGCAUUUAUUGUUGGGGAAUUGAACUAUGUUGAAAACAAUGACUACAGGGUCCCCAUUAGAGUGUACUCGACUUCAGGGUCUGAAAAGUUGGGGGUCUACUCGGCAGAAAUCUCUGCCAAAACCUUGGCUUUUUUCGACAAGAAGUUCGAUAUUCCUUACCCUUUACCCAAAUGUGACUUGGUGGCCAUCCACGAUUUUGCUGCUGGGGCCAUGGAAAACUAUGGAUUAAUCACCUUCAGAACAGUCGAAGUAUUGAUUGACCCCAAGGUCGCCGACGUCAACGGCUUGAAGAGAGUUACCGAGGUGGUAAUGCACGAAUUGGCCCAUCAAUGGUUUGGGAAUUUGGUGACCAUGGAUUUCUGGGAUGGUUUGUGGCUUAACGAAGGGUUUGCAACCUGGAUGUCUUGGUACGCCUGUGAUGCAUUGUAUCCAGACUGGAAGGUUUGGCAAUCUUACGUUACUGACGACUUACAACAAGCUUUAAGUUUGGAUGGUUUAAGAUCAUCUCACCCUAUUGAAGUGCCGUUGAAGAGAGCAAAUGAUGUUAAUCAGAUCUUUGAUUCUAUCUCGUACGCCAAAGGUUCUUCCUUGUUGAAAAUGAUUUCUAAUUGGUUGGGAGAGGAAACCUUCGUGAAGGGUGUCUCCAACUAUUUGAAGAAGCACAAAUGGGGAAACACCAAGACUAGGGACUUAUGGGAGUCUCUCUCUGACGUGAGUGGAAAGGAUGUUAACACCAUCAUGGAUAUCUGGACCAAGAAUGUUGGUUAUCCAUUGGUGACUGUGAAGGAGUUAGGAAACAAUGAAAUCGAAGUCACUCAGAACAGAUUUUUGACAACCGGUGAUGUCAAGGAAGAGGAAGACCAGUUGAUUUAUCCGGUGUUUUUGACUAUCAAGACGUCUAAAGGUGUUGAUACUUCGGCUGUUUUGGAUGUCAGAACCAAGAAAUUCAAGUUGGAUACUGAUGAUGACUUUUUCAAGAUCAAUGCAGACCAAGCUUGUAUUUACAGAACUGUCUACGAAAGUGAUCGUUGGAUUAAGUUGGGUAAAGCCGGUAUUGAAGGUAAGUUAUCGGUGGAAGACAAGGCUGGUUUGGUGGCUGAUGCUGCUUCCUUAAGUACCUCUGGAUUCCUUUCUACUUCCAGUUUGUUAAACUUGACCCAAUCAUGGGCCAAUGAAACCAACGAUGUUGUUUGGUCAGAACUCACUUCCAACAUUGGAAGCAUCAAAGAAGCUUUCAAGUUUGAAGGUGCGGAAUUCACUGAAGCUUUGCAAUCAUUUUCCAUUGACUUGGUCCAUCAAAAGUUGACUGAGCUUGGUCAUGAAUUUUCUGAUUCUGAUUCGUUUGGUGAACAAAGAUUGAAGAAGUUGUUAUUUGGAACUGCUGUUUCCUCCAACCAUCCCAAAUAUGUUCAAAUUUGUAAGGACUUAUUUGAAAAGUUUGUUGGUGGGGACAAAUCCGUUCUCAACUCCAAUAUCAGAGGUAUUGUCUUCAAUUGUGCUGCUAAAACUGGAGAUGAGGCUACAUUUGAGAAGCUUUUUGAUAUAUAUCAAAACCCUUCCAGUGCUGAAGAAAAGGUUUCUGCUUUAAUUGCUUUGGGUGCAUUUAGAGAUGAAAAGAUAUUGGAUAAGGUUUUAGACUUGUUAUUCCAAUUUGAUGUUGUGAAAAAACAGGAUACCUACAAACCAAUGAUUCUGAUGAGAACCAAUACAAUUGGAGUUGAAAAGUUAUGGGCUUGGUACACUACCAACUAUGAAAAGCUUAUUGAAGCACAUCCUCCUCAAUUGUCGAUGUUUGGUACCCUUACCAAGCUCUCUGUCGCUGGAUUCGCCAAGAAGGAGCAGAAGGAAAAAGUGGUUGCUUUCUUUGAAGGUAAGGAUUUGGCUUACUUCGACAAGAGCUUGGCUCAAGCUUUAGAUGUAGUUACUUCCAAGAUCUCCUGGGUCGAACGUGAUUCAGACUCGAUUCUUAGUUGGUUGUCUACGAAUGGAUAUACCAAAUCCAAGUUGUAA